AUGGUCUCGUUGGCAGACGAAAUAAAAAAAUAUGAUACAGAGAAACUUAUUUCUUUUUUGCAGGAACGGGACUUAAGGCUAGACUUGAACGAUGAAAAUAUUAUUCGCAAAGAGAAGAUUACAGGCCAGGGCUUCUUUGACUUGACUGAAGAAAGGCUUCGCAGUGUUGGCUUAGGCUUGGGAUCUGCUAUGAGACUCGUGAAGUUCGCUAAGGAGUGCAAGGAUAAAAAGUUGAAGGCCUUUUUAACAUACUGCAGUUUGAAAGAAGUUCUGGCAAAAUAUGACCUCGCUUCUGAGGGCACAGAAAUUAUAUCCCUUUUUAUACCACAAAUCCACGAAAUCUGA
This is a messenger RNA of Funneliformis caledonium, 345 nucleotides long. NCBI's taxonomy places the organism in Eukaryota, Fungi, Glomeromycota, Glomeromycetes, Glomerales, Glomeraceae. The record is from the annotation of a GenBank genome assembly.